GAUGAAGCGUUUGCGUAAGAAGUACUUCAUAAGUGCCACCCAACAUCAUAGUACACAAAAACAAAGUAUCUCCAGCUCAACAUUAGAGCACGUUGUUAAUUAGAUCCAUCUAUAUCUACGCUGCGUUGACUCCAAUCUAUUCAACGACUACCUGCACUCUCGCAGUGUCUCUCUCCAUUCCCAUUCUCCCUCUCGUCACAAAAACAAUGCCUCAUUCUUCUUCUUCUUCUUCUCCCGUUUCAACCAUUUCCAAUCUCCGUAUUCGCGCCCUAAUACUUUGGUCCUCCAAGAACUACGCAAUAGCUGCAUUCGUUUUCCUCCUACUCUUCUCCCUCACUCUCUUCUCUCACUUGGAUUCCCGUUCCCGUUCGCAUUCCCGUUACCCCUCCCAUCCACGCUCCACCCUCGUUCCCUUAACGCUCCUCCAUAACGCCAACCGAACGCGCGCGCUUUGCUUGGACGGGAGCGCCCCCGGUUACCACUUCCAAAGCGGGUUCGGAUCCGGAUCUCUCAAUUGGUUGCUCCACAUUGAGGGAGGAGGGUGGUGCAAUUCAAUAGCUUCAUGUACUCAACGAAAAUUCACCCAUUUGGGGUCUUCCAAUUAUAUGGAAAAAAGUAUUCCUUUUUCAGGAAUACUGAGCUCUGACCCCUCUCAAAACCCAGAUUUCUUUAACUGGAACAAGGUGAAGAUUCGCUAUUGUGAUGGUGCAUCUUUUGCUGGUCACCCCGAGAGCGAGCAGAGAGGAAGUGAGUUAUUGUUCAGAGGCCAGGUCAUAUGGGAAGCUAUUAUGGAUGAACUCUUAUCAAUUGGCCUGUCCAAAGCAAAGCAGGCGUUGCUCUCAGGAUGCUCUGCUGGAGGGUUAGCAGCUCUUAUACACUGUGACAACUUCCGGCAAUUACUUCCAAAAGAAGCAACUGUUAAGUGCCUUUCUGAUGCAGGCUUCUUCCUAGAUGAGAAGGAUAUUAGCGGAAACAGUACAAUGAGAUCCUUCUAUCAUGAUGUUACCCAGCUGCAGGGUCUUGCAAAAAGUUUGCACAAAGAUUGCAUUGAUAAAAUGGAACCAUACAAGUGUCUGUUUCCACAAGAAAUUGUUAAAAACAUAAAGACUCCACUGUUCCUUGUUCAUCCAGCGUAUGAUUUCUGGCAGAUACGCAAUAUCUUGGUACCUCAAGGAUCAGAUCCCCUUGGUCACUGGCAAAGCUGCAGACAGAAUAUUCGCAAUUGUAAUGCUAACAUGAUUGAUAAACUUGAUGGUUACCGUGGCUCUUUGCUGAAGACUUUGAAUGACUUCCAACAACGAAAAGAGAUGGGAAUGUUUAUAAAUUCCUGCUUUAUCCAUUGCCAAACUGAGAUGGAAGUAACGUGGCAUUCAUCCAACUCUCCUAAAAUAAAUGAUAAGACAAUUGCUGAAUCUGUUGGUGAUUGGUACUUUGAUCGAGAAGCUGUAAAGCGUAUUGAUUGCUCUUCUUUUCCCUGCAAUCCCACUUGCCACAAUAUGGAUCUCACUUGAAUACAAAACAAAACAUGGCUCCAUUUUUAAUGCCACAUUUAUCUCAGAUCUUCGUUGCUUGAAGUUCAUGAAGAAAUAUACUUCCAUUUAUGCUCUUUCUUGAGAGUGUGCCUGGGGAGUUAAUCUUAUUCACUCUUGCGUGAUACGUGUUCUACAGUGUAUAGAUAUUAUGCCAUGCAGCAUGAAGUUUCCCCUUGACCAAGUAACUCCUGCCCGUCCUUGUUAUAUAACCAUUGUAUCAUUUUUUUUGUCAGUAUCUUUAAGUUUUUAAUUUUUUUUUAUUGAUUUCCUAAUGCAGAACACUAAAUUUUGUGACUAUUAUUGUUAUCUGUACUGUACUUCUUGAAUCAAGUUUUUUGUAAUACCUUAAUUCUAACCGUAGUGUUUUAGUUAGAUGUCUUUUCUCAGAUUGCCACA
This is a messenger RNA of Vigna umbellata (rice bean), 1928 nucleotides long. Its product is annotated as pectin acetylesterase 5-like. Gene Ontology annotation, molecular function: hydrolase activity. The record is from RefSeq and is a predicted model, not a curated record. Lineage: Eukaryota; Viridiplantae; Streptophyta; Magnoliopsida; Fabales; Fabaceae.